AAUUUAUUGUGUAAACGAACGCUGGAAGAUGAUUUAGAGACCAAACCGGUUCUGAAGAAACCUAAGGAAAUAUCCGAAGAGAAGGAGACAGCGAAAGAGCAGACUGAAGGAAGUCUCGAGUUGUCGGAGACGAAGUCUGAUCAGGCUACUUUCAUCUCAGUGAAGAUAUAUGAUGUUGGACAAGUUGUUCGUGUUCGACUUAAAGUAACUCGGAAGCGUAUUCAUAGGACCGUUGCCUUUGUUGAGUUUGCUUCUGCUGACGAAGCAAAGAAGGCACUGGAAAAGACGAAGGGUGAAUCUUUGCUCGAUCGCCAGAUUUUUCUUGAUGUGGCUAACAAGGGAGGUGGAUGCCUUCCACCCAAGGAAAUUGAUUCAUAUUUUGGAGAUUUGUUUAUCAUCAAAUUCUUCAAAGAUGUUGGAAAAGUUGUUAGUGUUCGACUUAUUGUAGACCAGGAGGGUAAGCGUUUGGGCUAUGGCUUUGUUGAGUUUGCUUCUGCUCACGAAGCAAACAUCAAUUUCUUCAAAGAUGUUGGAGAAGUUGUUCAUGUUCGACUUAUGGUUCACCACAAGGUCAGGCACGUGGAUUUUGGCUUUGUUGAGUUUGCUUCUGCGGAAGAAGCAAAGAAGGCACUGGAAAAGAAGAACGGUGAAUAUCUGCACAAUCGCGAUGUUGUUCUUGAUGUUGUUAAGACAUCUCCAUACCCUCUACGAUCCAAGUACAUUGAUUUUCCAUGUUAUGGAGAUUUGUUUCCAUCGUUACUGGUUUUGCAUAGAUCACAAGCAACUUUAAUUUGCUCUUUCGUUCUUGGAGCAAGUUUUUUCAUGACUGAUAAUUUUAUCCUCCGAUUUUAUAGCAUCAAUUUCUUCAAAGGUGUUGGAGAAGUUGUUGGUGUUCGACUUAUUGUAGACGACGAGGGUGAGCAUGUAGGCUGUGGCUUUGUUGAGUUUGCUUCUGCAGACGAAGCAAUGAUGGUGAGAGGAGUUUACAGUAAUGAUGCUAAGUAUUUUAGUAUUCAUUUGAAAAGUAUUGCAGUGCAUAAGAAGAAUAAUAGGUGGAUUUAUGUUAACAUGGCUGAGAUAGCUUCUCCAUACCCUUUCCGACCCAAGUAUAACUUACACAAGCUUGCAAAGAAGCUUUGGUACGAAGACAGCCUUCGACGAGAAGGCUUUGGUUUGGAGAACACACCGGAUCUGGAGAAACAGCAGGUGGUCUUCUGCAAAAAAUAUUUCGCUGUGAUACUCUGCCUUGAUCUUCAAGGCAACUUGACGGCUAAAUCAAAACACUCUGCCACUUUUGCAAAAUCUUCCUCAAUGAAUCCUCUGGAUGUGGGAGCUGGUGUUCCUGUCUCUAUGAUCACUACAGCUACCAUAGAAUUGACCUCAUUUUUGUUCACAAGUAAGCCUUACCCAUACGGAUGCCACCUGGAACCAUUGCGGAAACAUCUCCAGGAACAGCAUUCUUCUUUGCUGCAAUAUGCAGUGCAAGAGAAGAACGGUGCUGCGUUUUAUGUAAACGUGCCCGAGAGAGCUCCAUCUCCAAUUCCAAUAAUUAAAAUGAUUUUCCAACUUAUUGCUAUAGUUAUGAUGUCU
Thlaspi arvense is the source of this 1590-nucleotide messenger RNA. NCBI's taxonomy places the organism in Eukaryota, Viridiplantae, Streptophyta, Magnoliopsida, Brassicales, Brassicaceae. The record is from the annotation of a GenBank genome assembly.